UCAACGACGAAUUUCCGUGCAUAGCGCUUGAGGUUCUUCCUCUUGAUGGCGCAGAAGCUGGGCGGGAAGCAGCCGUCGGCCAACAGCCGGUAAAUGUCCUCGAAUUUACUGCUGGGGACGCAGGGUUCGGCCGCCACCACCACCUCCUCCUCGGCCACUUGUAACGACGACUCCAUCAUCAUCACCGGGAUGGAGGGGGGGGGCGGGCCGGGCGCGUGCACGACGACCGCCCUGCGCGUGCCCGAGCGCGUUCCGGUCGGAAACAUGGCGGCAGGCCGGCAGUUCCGCUCGUGCGCCUGUUUCUUCUCCGCCAACAUCUUCGUCGGGCGCUGCGGGAUCCACGUCUGUUACCGCGACGAGCGGCAGCUCCGCAGGGACUACGGGCGGGCGCUGAGGGAGCGGGGCUGCGGCAGCGAGGAGCAGAUGGCGGCUGUGCUGCGGGAGAUUGAAGCAGAGGUACAGAGAAGAAAACACCUGGUUCAUCAGUCAGUGGAGCGCAAAGCCAUCAUCUCUCAGUGUUACAAACGAAAACACACAGAAAUGUACACUCUGCAGGAUUCGUUUCUGGCCCCAGGUUUUCUAGAGAUCGUUAGAUACUGCACAGCACCGGAUGCUAAUCUCCAUGGCCUCCAGCGCUACAUCGAGUCCUUCUCAGAUAAGCGGAUCUUUCGACUCCCAAUAUUCACAGAGGAGUUCUGCCAAGCCUUUAUUGAGGAGCUGGAGAACUUUGAGCAGUCGGACAUGCCUAAAGGCCGGCCCAACAGCAUGAAUAACUAUGGGGUUUUACUCAAUGAGCUCGGGAUGGAUGAAAGUUUCAUCACACCCCUGCGUGAAAAAUACCUGCGUCCCAUCACAGCCCUGCUUUAUCCUGACCUGGGGGGUGACUGUCUGGACAGCCAUAAGGCAUUUGUUGUCAAAUACUCACUGCACGAAGAUCUGGAUCUGAGCUCUCAUUAUGACAAUGCAGAAGUCACCCUAAAUGUUUCACUGGGAAAAGAAUUCACGGAAGGCAAUUUGUACUUCGGGGAUUUCAGACAGGAUCCUUCCCCUGUACCAAACUACAUAGAGGUGGAACACGUGAGAACCCAGGGGCUGUUGCACCGAGGAGGGCAGAUCCACGGGGCGCUUCCCAUCGCCUCAGGUGAACGCUGGAACCUCAUCAUUUGGAUGAGAUCAUCAACCAUCCGCAACCAGCUGUGCCCCAUGUGCAACCAGAAACCACAGCUGGUGGAGGCAGAGGGCUUUGGAGAUGGGUUCACAGAGACCUGUGAGGAAGACAUACCUGAGACCGUGGAUGUGUGCUCGGUGUGGUAGCAGGUGGGACAUGCCUUCUGCACAACACAUUGCCUGCAGCUGCUUGCUGGCUUCUGGACUGUGCUGACAGCCCUGGGUGGACACUGAGUCACUUAAGAGGGAGCAAGGUGACAUCAAA
Coturnix japonica (Japanese quail) is the source of this 1432-nucleotide messenger RNA. Lineage: Eukaryota; Metazoa; Chordata; Aves; Galliformes; Phasianidae. The record is from RefSeq and is a predicted model, not a curated record.